Paramecium pentaurelia is the source of this 1194-nucleotide messenger RNA. The record is from the annotation of a GenBank genome assembly. NCBI's taxonomy places the organism in Eukaryota, Ciliophora, Oligohymenophorea, Peniculida, Parameciidae.
AUGCAAGGCUCUUUUUAAGUGAAGCAAGCUCUAGCUUACAUCUUGGCUUAACUUAAAGAUGUGGAUGAACAAACGAUUGGGGUCAUAUUAGAAAUAUUAAGAAAUAAAAAGGUUAGAGACUGCAUUGGAUUUCUAUCAGAUAUUGAGAAUUAGAGACAAUCAGAAGGAUAAAUUUCACAAAAAGUUGGGAAUUUCACUCCAUCUGAUUCAGAAUAGAAAUUAUCUAUUUUUGGAAAUGACAUCAAAUUAAUUACAGAUGUAUUAAAAAAAUUAAACGAUCAUGACUUCAAUUACAAAGACUUUUCCUCUGAAGAAAAUGAAGAAUCAACACUAAGUCUAAUUUAAAGAAUCAAGGAUAAAAAAAGGAUCAUUGAAUUUCUUUAAUUUUUAGUUUACCUCACAUCCAUUGAUGAAACUUUGAAAUAAUAAGGGUCUAAUUCAUCUAUUAGUUUAGAUGAAGGUAGACCUUAGAAAAAAAUUUUUUUAAAAUAUAAAAAUCUAAAAUACUUCUUUGGUGGGAGCUAAUUUUGUUAAGUGUAAUUUUACCGGAUCCUAAUUUAAUAAUGUUGACAUAAGUGGAAUAAAUUUGAAUGGAGCAUUAUUGUUAAAUUGUAAAUAGUAAGAUUUAAGAAUCUAUGAAUUAAAUAAAUUACAUGGUCAUAGUAAUUAAGUAAGAUCAAUCUGUUUUUCUCCUGAUGGAAACACGUUAGCUUCUGGUGGUGGCUAUCCUUAUAAAGGUGGUGAUAACUCUAUCCGUCUUUUGGAUGUCAAAACGGGAUAAUAAAAAGUCAAAUUAGAUGGUCAUACUAGAACUGUCAACUCAGUUUUUUACUCUCCUGAUGGAAAUAUAUUAGCUUCUGGUAGUGCUGAUAACUCUAUUCGCCUAUGGGAUGUAAAGACAGGAUAAGAAAUUAAAUACUCUCAUAAAAACUACAAAGAUAUUCUUGCAUAAUUUAAGAUUCCACUUCUAAUAAAAUUGUUAUUUAUAAGAAGGUAAUAUUAAUUUUUUGAUAUUUUUAGCCUCAAAUUACAUCACUACACUCCUUAUAUUCUAAUAAGCCAAAUUUUAAGCAUAAGGAGCACUCAUUUUGAGAGGAGAGUUUGUCAAUCAAUCAGGUAUAGAUAUAAAGACAUUGUUUAAACAAAAGGGUAGCAGUAUUUUAGAAAAACAAUUAGACUGUAAUAAAAAAAUGA